AGUCAGGAGGGCCCUUCAUUGAUCAGGUGCUGGUCCUGCAGAACUAUGCCGAGGGCUGGACAGAUGGCAAAUGGGACGAGAAGGUGGAUGAGCGGCCCUGCAUUGAACGCCUCAUGUACUCAAAAGACAAGCAGGGCUACUACAGGGGUUGGUUUUGGGGUUAUGAGGAGACUCGAGGGAUCAACGUCACCUGUUUGUCUGCACAAGGUCAUGCCUCUGUCUUGGCCCCUUUUCUACAGACAAAUAUUACAGCAACGUCAGUAAUGCUUGACAGAGCAGAAACUGUCCUCCAUGAUCACUAUGCUGGGAAAGAUUAUUGGGAUACAAGACGCAGUAUGGUGUUUGCAAAACACCUUCGCAUCAUUGGAAAUGAUUUCAGAGCCAAGUACUUGAACUCUACAGAUGAAAAAGACCAUACUGUGUACAGUGAGGACUGGAGACUGAUGAAGGCCAAGUUGGGCAGUGCCAAGGGUGGCCCAUAUCUAGCUGUCCAUCUCCGAAGGAAAGAUUUCAUAUGGGGACACCGAGAAGAUGUCCCCAGCCUCAAAGGAGCUGUGAAAAAAAUCCGUAGUCUCAUGAAGAAGCACGCACUAGAGAAUCUCUUUGUUGCCACAGAUGCGGAUGAAGAAGAAUUAGCCAAGUUGAAGCGUAUGUUGCCAGAGAUGGUGCGCUUUGAACCCACUUGGGAGGACCUGGAGUUCCUCAAAGAUGGUGGUGUUGCCAUCAUUGACCAGUGGAUCUGUGCCCAUGCCAGGUAUUUUAUUGGUACCUCAGUCUCAACCUUCUCAUUCAGAAUUCACGAGGAGAGAGAAAUUUUGGGCUUUGACCCUAAAACUACAUACAAUCGCUUUUGUGGUGACAGUGAACCAGAAUGUGAACAGCCCACACACUGGAAAAUAGUAUACUGACUGUAUUUUAUGAUCGUGGACAAAGAGUGCCAAACAGUGUUCAAUUUCUUUACUUUUGUAAAUACAUUGCAGUAUUAAAGUGUUGUUGUGUCUUAUAAUGAAAUAAAACUUUUGUAAUUA
Molecule: messenger RNA, 1028 nt
Organism: Alosa alosa (allis shad)
Lineage: Eukaryota; Metazoa; Chordata; Actinopteri; Clupeiformes; Clupeidae
Product: GDP-fucose protein O-fucosyltransferase 2-like
Biological process (GO): protein O-linked glycosylation via fucose
Molecular function (GO): peptide-O-fucosyltransferase activity
Source: RefSeq, a predicted model, not a curated record